GCCAGUGGCAGGUGAUGGGACCAGACAAGCCCGUCCAGGUUGUGGUUGGGGAGGAAGCAGUGUUCUCGUGCUUCCUCUCUCCUAAGACAAGCGCGGAGGCCAUGGAAGUGCGGUUCUUCAGAGAUGAGUUCCGGGCUUCCUGGGACCCUACGUUGGGCACAGCUCCUCUAGUUUCUAUCAUGGGAUAUGUUGGUGGAGGCAUCCAGCUACUCUGCAAGUCCUCAGGCUGGUUUCCUCAGCCCACAGUGAAGUGGAAAGACCCACAAGGACAUGAUUUGCCCUCAGACUCAAAGGUGAAUGCAGACAGACGUGGCCUGUUUGAUGUGGAGACUUCCCUGAUAGUCCAGGAAAAUGCUGGGAGUGUAUCAUGUUCUAUCCAGUACCCUGACCAGAGCGGGGAAGUGGAAUCCAGGGUAUGGAUAAGAGACUGGAGAAGGAAGCAUGGAGCUGCAGAACUGAGAGAGGCCCAGAAGCACGCAGUGGAGGUGACUCUGGACCCAGAGACGGCUCACCAGCUCCACAUUUCUGAUCUGAAAAUUUUGUGCUAUAGGAACAUUCACCAGAAGGUGAACGAUUCGGACAAGAGGUUUACAAGGAAGUGUGUGGUGGCCUCUCAGGGAUUCCAGACAGGAAAACAUUACUGGGAGGUGGACGUGGGACACAAUCUAAUGUGGAAUUUGGGAGUAUGCAGGGACGACGUGAAUAGGAAUGUGACAUGUGAGACUUUGUGUCCCUACUAUGGGUAUUGGCUGCUUGGACUGGAUAGCGAACAUUGCUAUCUCACAUUUAACCCUUAUAGAAUCAUCCUCUCUUCAAGAACAAGCCCUACAUAAGUGGGAGUCUUCCUAGACUAUGAGGGUGGGACCAUCUCCUUUUUCAAUGUAAAUGAUCAGUCCUUCAUUUAUACCCUGACACAUCAGUUUGAAGGGUUAUUGAGGCCCUACAUACAGCAUUAUGUGAGUGAUGAGAAAAAUGUGACUCCCAUUGUGAUCUGCCCAGUUUCCCCGGGAUCAGAAGAAGAAGCACUUUCUGACACAGACAACCUGGAGCCCACCCCACAG
Molecule: messenger RNA, 1061 nt
Organism: Hipposideros armiger (great roundleaf bat)
Lineage: Eukaryota; Metazoa; Chordata; Mammalia; Chiroptera; Hipposideridae
Product: butyrophilin-like protein 8
Molecular function (GO): protein binding
Source: RefSeq, a predicted model, not a curated record